Molecule: messenger RNA, 564 nt
Organism: Fusarium oxysporum Fo47
Lineage: Eukaryota; Fungi; Ascomycota; Sordariomycetes; Hypocreales; Nectriaceae
Exons: 6
Coding region: 1-564 (187 amino acids)
Source: RefSeq, a predicted model, not a curated record
AUGGAUGGUGUCAGGGCAAUGAGUGAAAGUAUCAGCCCAGGCUUUAGCUUACCAGUCUUGGUUCAAGUACGAGACCUGCUUAGCGGCACGCAGAAGGUGUCUGACCCUGGUCGGAGAAUGGAAGGACUAGGGAAAGAUAAGGGAAGACCCAAAGACAGGGCAAGGGCACCGACAGUCGCGGUAACCGGGUCCGGGGGAGGAAGGAGAAGAUCUGCGAGCGUGGCUGCAAGCGGAGGAGGAGCGAUUGCAGUGUACAGUAGCGCAAACAGGGUGAUAGUGCGAUGUGACAACCAGAGAGAAAUUGGAAAGGAUGAGGCGAGAGAGAUAUUCACUGUCAAUGUCGAAUUGAACCAAAAUGUGACGCAACAGAGUUCUGACCUCUCGAGCCCAUCGGCCGUGGAACGAUUUGCCGAGAAGAAGUACGAAAGACGUGGAGAAGAAAGGGCUCAAACGGCGAGUCAGAAGCGACCAGAUCGAAGGCCAAGUUCAAGAGUCGAAUUCGUUCAGGGGACUAUAGGGCUGCCACGGGGUAUGGAUUUAGCGCUGCUCAAGAACAAUACCUAA